This is a messenger RNA of Malaclemys terrapin pileata, 3289 nucleotides long. It is a transcript of the gene ACVR2B, whose product is annotated as activin A receptor type 2B. Bases 308 to 1846 code for a protein of 512 amino acids. The record is from RefSeq and is a predicted model, not a curated record. Gene Ontology annotation, molecular function: ATP binding; activin binding; activin receptor activity. Gene Ontology annotation, cellular component: plasma membrane; activin receptor complex. The transcript has 11 exons. Gene Ontology annotation, biological process: protein phosphorylation; activin receptor signaling pathway; cellular response to growth factor stimulus. NCBI's taxonomy places the organism in Eukaryota, Metazoa, Chordata, Testudines, Emydidae.
UCUCCUUGCACAAAAGCCCCGGCAAAGAAAACUCUUGGAAAGCUCGGAGCAGGAGGAGCCGGGAGCCGGACGGCCACCGAUCUCGCUGUCCUGGCGCUGCAGUUGUGUGCCCCCUCGAACUGGAUACGUUGUUGCAACUGUGAAGGAACUAAAUCCGAUUUUGUAGGAGCCUUGUUUUUUUUUUUUUUUGUUCGUUUGUUGGUAGAGGGUCUCGUUUUCCUCCAACACCCCCUUCGCUCUCCCGAGCUGUGUUUUUUUUCCUUGGGGGUAGAGGGAGAUACACAAGGGGGAAAAAAAGUAAAGGAAUAUGAUUGCUUCGUGGUUGACUUUCGCCUUUCUUUGUGGAACUUUCUGUGCAGGGCCAGGUCAUGGGGAGGCAGAGACAAGGGAAUGCAUCUACUACAAUGCCAACUGGGAGCUGGAGAAGACCAAUCAGAGUGGUGUGGAACGCUGUGAAGGAGAGAAGGACAAACGGCUCCAUUGCUAUGCUUCUUGGAGAAACAACUCUGGCUCCAUUGAGUUGGUGAAGAAAGGCUGCUGGUUAGAUGACUUCAACUGCUAUGACAGGCAAGAAUGUGUAGCCACAGAAGAGAACCCUCAAGUGUUUUUCUGCUGCUGUGAGGGGAACUAUUGCAAUGAGAAAUUUACGCACUUACCUGAAGUAACUGGUCCAGAAGUAAUAUAUGAGCCACCACCACCAACACCCUCACUACUCAACAUUCUGGUUUACUCUCUGCUUCCAAUUGCUGUUCUGUCUAUGGCCAUUCUCUUGGCCUUCUGGAUGUACCGUCACCGAAAGCCCCCCUAUGGGCACGUUGACAUUAAUGAGGAUCCUGGUCCACCACCCCCUUCUCCAUUGGUUGGCCUUAAGCCGUUGCAAUUAUUGGAGAUCAAAGCUAGGGGGCGCUUUGGCUGUGUCUGGAAGGCUCAGCUGAUGAAUGACUAUGUAGCAGUGAAAAUCUUCCCCAUACAGGAUAAACAAUCCUGGCAGAGUGAGAGAGAAAUCUUCAACACGCCUGGCAUGAAGCACGAAAACCUUUUGCAGUUUAUUGCAGCAGAGAAGCGAGGAACAAACCUGGAGAUGGAGCUAUGGCUGAUCACAGCUUUCCAUGACAAGGGCUCUCUGACAGAUUACCUGAAGGGGAAUAUUAUCAGCUGGAAUGAACUCUGCCAUGUUGCAGAAACGAUGGCCCAUGGAUUGUCCUACCUACAUGAAGAUGUCCCCUGGUGCAAAGGGGAAGGACACAAACCUGCCAUAGCACACAGGGACUUCAAGAGUAAAAAUGUGUUGUUGAAGAAUGACUUGACAGCAGUUCUAGCUGACUUUGGACUGGCUGUACGGUUUGAGCCUGGAAAGCCUCCAGGGGACACCCAUGGACAGGUGGGAACAAGGAGGUACAUGGCUCCUGAGGUGUUAGAGGGGGCAAUCAACUUCCAGCGAGAUGCCUUCCUGAGAAUAGACAUGUAUGCAAUGGGACUAGUAUUGUGGGAGUUAAUCUCCAGGUGCACAGCAGCUGAUGGUCCAGUGGAUGAGUAUAUGCUGCCUUUUGAAGAGGAGAUAGGUCAGCAUCCAUCCCUUGAGGACCUGCAGGAAGUGGUGGUUCACAAAAAGAUGCGGCCUGCUUUCAAGGAUCACUGGCUGAAACACCCUGGUUUGGCACAGCUCUGUGUUACGAUUGAAGAAUGCUGGGACCACGAUGCAGAGGCUCGGCUUUCGGCAGGCUGUGUCGAGGAGCGCAUUUCUCAGAUCCGAAAAUCAGUAAACGGCACUACCUCGGACUGCCUCGUUUCCAUCGUGACAUCUGUCACCAACGUGGACUUGCCACCCAAAGAGUCUAGUAUCUAAGUCCUGGUUCACUUUUGUCUUUCCAGACUCAGUGGAUUUAAAAAAAGUUUAAAAACCCAACAAACACAUGAAUGCAGCUGCUAUUUUAUCUUGACUUUUUAUUAUUAUUGUUGUUGUUGUUGUUAUUUUUUUUGGAUUGGAUCAAUUUUACCAGCACAUUGCUCUACUGUAUUAAAAAAACAAAAAACAAACAAAAAAGACAUCUCAGCAAGCAUUCAGGUGCCGACUAAUGAAUGCAGAAAAGGUGCAGGUACCUCAGAACCUCAACAAACUCACUUCAGUUGUGUUUUUUUUUUUAAUUCAGUUUUCUGGGUUUCUCUUCAUCGGUCUGUCUUCAACACAGAGCAUCUCUGACAUAAAGGAAAACCACGUACCAUCUUAGAAAACGCAAUGCUGCAAACUUUGGAGGAAACUUAAGACUGUUACAUAAGAUUACACCUUCCUCAAAAGGAUUAUUUUCCCCUAUUUUCUUUUUUUAGACAGUGAGCUUCAAAAAGAAACAAACAGCAGAUGUGUCUUUUACGGAUUUAACGGGUGUCAUUGUAACGGGAAAAAACACAAGAAGCUGGGAAGAGAAUGUUAACUCUUUGAUGGUAAAAUUAAAGGGGGGGUGUUUAGUAUAGGAGAAGGGGAGAGUGAUGUUGGACUUUGCAGUAUUUGGAGAAACAUCAUUUGCUAUGGAGCUACUUCUCAGGUAACCAGUUAAUGAGGGGAAGAACUUUUUUGAGGCAGAGUAUUUAUCAUCGCAGCAUAUUGAGAAAGUUGGGUCAAUGAGCCAAUGGGAUAAGCAAGGUACUAGUUCUUACUUCCCCCAGUAUCUCAGGCUUGGGUGUUAAAAGAACAAAACCAAACCAUAGGUAUAUAUAUAUAUUUUUUUAAAACUCCAGGUAAAAAUUGGAAAAAGUUGCUUUUAAGCAGUGUAAUUGAGAGAGAUAACAGCGUAUUCUCAGAAGCUCUCUGUAAAGUACUGGGAGAUUUGAAAGCAUUUAUAUCUUGCUUUAAAUACAGUAGCAGUUCAGGGAAUAAGGCCUCAGGGCUGGAUAACUGCUUAGCCCAAGCUACCAGUGCAGAUGAUUAAAAAGAAGAAAAGUAUGAUUUCUGGCUGUGUAGACAGGCCUUUUUUUAACUGGAGGGGAAAAAAUUACCUGGGCCAGUGGCAGGCAGACGCACUCAAGAAGCAUUUGAAUUGUACAAUUGCAGAAUAUAGGGAGGUAACAGCGCAGCAUUAGCAUUAACCAUAGAAUCUGUUAAACCAAUUUCUUUGACUCAGCUUUCUCUUUAUCUGUGACUAAACUCUUUUGUCUUAAAGUGGUGCAUAUUCUAAAAUACCGUUACUCUAGUAUGCCAUAAAACUUGCUCUAGUCAGUGAAUGUUCCUAAUGCUGCUGAUUCAACAUUUAAAUAUUUUUUUAAUUUGCAAAACAUGCAAUGUUUAAAAAACAAA